GUGUAGAAACAAACAUGGAGCGAAAUGUUGGUUCACUACAGGUGCAGGCCCUGAAGAGAAAAGAAAGGCUAAAAGCAUUAAGAGAUAAACAAUUUCAUAGGCAAGAGGAUGGAGAUGAUGAGCCAGAGAGGAAAAAAGCUUCACUAGAGGAGCCUGCAGAAGAGAAGCACAGAGAGCUGAAGCUGAGAAACUAUUCUCCAGAGGAUGAAGAGCUGAAGCAGAGGCAAGUGCCCAAAGCCAAACCUGCAUCAGUGGAAGAUAAAGUAAAAGACCAGUUAGAGGCAGCAAAUCCAGAGCCCAUCAUUGAAGAAGUGGAUCUGGCGAAUCUUGCCCCAAGAAAGCCAGACUGGGAUCUAAAGCGUGAUGUCGCAAAGAAACUGGAGAAGUUGGAGAGGAGAACGCAGAGAGCCAUCGCUGAACUCAUCCGUGAUCGUCUCCGAGGCAGUGAGGAGGAGCUGGCUGCAGCAGUGGGAGCAGUUGGAGUAGAGGAGGGAGACUCAGACUGAGAUCUGACAGAUGGGGAACAAAAGGAGACUGCAGUGUAAUAGUGGAACAACACAAGGAUGAAUUACUGGGAAUGUACUUUCACAUCAACUUUGAUCAUGACAGAAAGUCGUUUUCUGUCAGGUCUUUCCCUUUGUGAGUCCUAUGUUGUGUCAUUGUAUCGUUACGUAUGAAUAUGUAAUGAUGCAAUCUGUAUAUGUGGUUGGUGGUGCAUUGCAAAAAGCCAAUGUAACCAUAGAUAUUUUUGUUGUAGUAAUGUUUUGUAU
Molecule: messenger RNA, 770 nt
Organism: Scomber scombrus (Atlantic mackerel)
Lineage: Eukaryota; Metazoa; Chordata; Actinopteri; Scombriformes; Scombridae
Gene: ccdc12
Product: coiled-coil domain containing 12
Exons: 7
Coding region: 15-506 (163 amino acids)
Cellular component (GO): U2-type spliceosomal complex; post-mRNA release spliceosomal complex
Source: RefSeq, a predicted model, not a curated record